Molecule: messenger RNA, 2261 nt
Organism: Notothenia coriiceps (black rockcod)
Lineage: Eukaryota; Metazoa; Chordata; Actinopteri; Perciformes; Nototheniidae
Gene: c1ql2
Product: complement component 1, q subcomponent-like 2
Exons: 2
Coding region: 146-910 (254 amino acids)
Molecular function (GO): protein binding
Source: RefSeq, a predicted model, not a curated record
UCUGGACACUUGAUUAACUUCCACUCAUUUCCUCCCGAAAGCCUCCUCCUCCGUCACCAUUCCUGUCCAGAGGGGCUCCGCGGGCUUCCUGUCGACCCUCCGUCCCCGGAGAAAGUGGACGGUGGUCCUGCUGGUGAUCGUGGCGAUGGUCCUGAUCGCUCUGGCCGUGGCCGUCCCGUUACUUCUGCUCCGCGCGCCGGACACCUCUGCGUACCACUACGAGAUGAUGGGCACCUGUCGGAUGGUGUGCGACCCGUACACUCCCAAACCUGGCGCCACAACCAUGGAGGUGAUCCAAAACGGUGUCGCUCCGCAGCCCCCCAUGGCGCAGGGGAGCCGAGGGGAGCCGGGAAGAACGGGGAAAACGGGAUUGAGGGGCACACCGGGAGCACCAGGACCCCCGGGUCCGAGGGGCCCCCCAGGGGAGAGAGGAGUCAGGAAAGUCGCCGCGGUGACCGGAGCUGACGGUUCUGAUAACGCAGAGUUGGAAAGUGUGAACUCCACGUCCAGCGGAUUCAAGAUCGCUUUCUACGUGGGUCUGAAGAACCCACACGAGGGCUACGAGGUGUUAAAGUUUGACGACGUGAUAACAAACCUGGGGAACCGGUACGACGCGAGCACCGGGAAGUUCACCUGCCAUGUGUCCGGGAUCUAUUUCUUCACCUACCAUGUGCUGAUGCGCGGAGGAGACGGGACCAGCAUGUGGGCCGACCUGUGCAAAAACGGACAGGUCAGAGCCAGCGCCAUCGCUCAGGACGCAGACCAGAACUACGACUACGCCAGCAACAGCGCCGUGCUGCACCUGGACUCUGGAGACGAGAUCUACGUCAAGCUGGACGGAGGCAAAGCUCACGGGGGGAACAACAACAAGUACAGCACCUUCUCCGGCUUCAUCUUAUACCCCGACUAAACACCGGCGGCACAGCAUGGACAUUAGCACUGAGAACUGUUUUCAUUAAAGUAUAUGGUCCAAUGUGUUUCUCUACAUGGGAUUAUCUGUACGUUCUGUUCUGAGACCUUUUGUACAUGUGUUUCAUUUAAGUUCAGCUGUCGUCAGAGUUUGUAUCAGACCUAAAGUGACCCCAUACUUGCUCUGAGCGGAGAAGCCAUCAGAAGUUCCUUUGACACAUUUCAACAACGCUUGCGGGAACAGGCCACACCAGCUGCUCACUCGGUGUAUUAAUGGUGUCUACUAUUUCAGGCUCGGACGGCAAAAUAAAUCCAUUGAAAUGUAGAGAAAAAUCAUUUUGACAGCUUUUUUUCAAAGAGUUGAGUCAAGGCCGGGUCACACCAGCAUGAAAAAUGACAUUUUAUGUCAAAUCAUUUGACCAGAAUCACCACGAUAAGUAGAUUCUUUGGUGGGGGAAAUACAUGGAUAUUUUUCAAAAAUGUUCAAAUGUAGUUACCUUUGUAGUGACAGACAUUUAUGUUGUUGACCUUUAGGGGAGCAGAGCUAACGAAUGCAAACUAAAGGAAGCUAAUGUAUAGCCAAUUAGCUGUGCACUAAUUUAACCUGCUUUGAUGAAGUAUAAAUAGUUUAACAUAAGAGACGUGGUUUGCAGACAAUUAUGACAGUGUGUUUGUGAUGGUAAAUGUGGCAAACCAGGAUAAAAUCCAACAAGAAGGGAUACUUAUCUACUGGUAAUCGGGGAGAAAUAUAGUUCUUAAAAGCUAGUUGUCUCUUGUUUAAAAAACCUGCAAAUAAGUGAGGUUUUUGGUGGAAAAGGCGAUUAGCAAGAGAAAUGCCAGUGGACAGGAGAAAAUGGUUACCCAGUAGGAUAGCAUAUUAGCUAAAGUGUUUCACCAAGUAAUCAGGACGUAAUCAAGUUCCUACCACCACACAUUGUGCAGACUUGUUGAUAUGCCACUACUUGGUGUGACCAGGCCUUUUACUAAUUGCAUCACAUCUGAUUUACUACUGUAUGGUAACUCAAUCACGCCAACUUGCAUCCACAUGAAUUUCCUUCAUUCUUAUUUAUUUGUUGCUCUAAUGUAAGCAUAUCAUCAGCCAUCAUUCCUGGUAUCCUUCUUGCAAUGUUUCAUGCACUUCAGUUGGAUAAGCUGUUUUAAAAGAAGUUGUCUGAUUGGUUCACUGGAACACACUUUAAAAUGCAUUCAAUAAGAUACAAAGAAAUGAAAAUCGAGGUCAGUUUAAUUUGCUAUUGCAAGCAAAAUCGUGGUGCUUUGAGUUCAAUGUUUCACUAAAUGUCCCAAUAACCACGACACAAAUGGAAGUCUUGCAAUUGAUAUUGACUCGGUUA